Molecule: messenger RNA, 1031 nt
Organism: Mycetomoellerius zeteki
Lineage: Eukaryota; Metazoa; Arthropoda; Insecta; Hymenoptera; Formicidae
Product: protein-lysine N-methyltransferase N6AMT2
Exons: 5
Coding region: 381-1031 (216 amino acids)
Biological process (GO): methylation
Molecular function (GO): nucleic acid binding; protein-lysine N-methyltransferase activity
Source: RefSeq, a predicted model, not a curated record
CCCGGUAUCUUAAAAAUCGAUGAAAUUCAUUCGAUACGUUUUUGAAUGAAACGAAAGAAUCUGGUAGAAAUAAGCGUCGCUCUGCCCCGCGAACCGAGAUAUUAAGUAUUAAAGUUCACGUAGGACUGUUCAAGUAGGAAAUCUGUCAGGGUCACCCAACACUACAAUAUGAGCAUGCGCUGUGGUCGUCUUGUGCACGAAAUUUAAAAACAAAUUAAAAAAUCGAUUAGAUAGUCACUCAUGCAACAUUUCUAUUAUAUGUAUAAUUCUAUUCCAAAUAAAUCAUAAUCCAUGUCGACAGUGGAGUGUAUGGCUACGCCGCUCCGAACCUGAACACUACUGUCCACACACCUCACUGUCUACCCACAAAAACAGUCCCAAUGAGUGAUAGUGACAGGGAUGAUGAUCAUCCGCGACUAAGCUCGAGUACGCUUGCCGCAUUAGAGGAAUUCUUGAAGGAGAAAGAAGAGCGAGAGAAUUUGCUGAAACUGAUAUCCGAGGAAGAUCAAGUGCCAGAUACUCCUUUCGAUGAGAAUUGGCAAUUGAGUCAAUUUUGGUAUAAUGACGAUACGAUAAAGGCUUUUGUUAACGGAGCUCUAAAUUCUACACCAGCAAAUGGAAAGAUCGCUCUAGUUUCUUGUCCAACUCUUUACAGCAAAUUAAAAAAGGAAUGCGGUAAACGGCAAAUCACGCUGUUUGAGUAUGACAGUCGUUUCAAAAUAUUUGGUACAGAUUUUAUACAGUAUGACUACAAGUUUCCUCUGGAUAUACCUCGGCAUAUGUCUAGUCAGUUCGAUUUGGUUAUAGCCGAUCCACCUUUUCUUUCGGAGGAAUGUCUAACUAAGACAGCGGUGACAAUAAAGUUUUUGACCAAGAAAAAUAUUGUUCUCUGCACAGGUGCUAUUAUGGCGGAGCUGGCAGAGAGGCUGUUGGACGUUAGAAAAUGUGAUUUUCUUCCAGGUCAUAAAAACAAUUUGGCGAAUGAAUUUUAUUGUUAUUCAAAUUUCAAUUUUGACAAAAUUCUAAAAUGA